Messenger RNA from Grammomys surdaster, 1389 nucleotides. It is a transcript of the gene Loricrin, whose product is annotated as loricrin. The transcript is spliced from 2 exons. The coding region runs from base 1 to 1263 and encodes 420 amino acids. Gene Ontology annotation, cellular component: cornified envelope. NCBI's taxonomy places the organism in Eukaryota, Metazoa, Chordata, Mammalia, Rodentia, Muridae. Gene Ontology annotation, molecular function: structural constituent of skin epidermis. The record is from RefSeq and is a predicted model, not a curated record.
AUGUCUCACCAGAAAAAGCAGCCCACUCCCUGUCCUCCCGUGGGUUGUGGAAAGACCUCUGGUGGAGGAGGCGGCGGCGGCGGCUAUUGUAGCGGUGGUGGUAGCGGUGGCGGCUCCAGCUGCGGAGGUGGCUCAUCUGGAGGAGGCUCUAGCUGCGGAGGCGGAGGCGGUGGUUCCUAUGGAGGUGGUUCCAGCUGCGGCGGUGGAGGCGGCUCCGGGGGGGGCGUCAAGUACUCUGGGGGCGGCGGUGGCUCCAGCUGCGGCGGUGGCUACUCUGGCGGCGGCGGCUCCAGGGGCGUCAAGUACUCCGGUGGCGGUGGCGGCGGCUCCAGCUGCGGCGGUGGCUACUCUGGCGGCGGCGGCGGCGGCUCCAGCUGUGGAGGCGGAUCGGGAGGCGGCGGCUCCUACUGCGGAGGCUCCUCCGGAGGCGGCAGCUCCGGUGGCUGCGGCGGCGGUUCUGGAGGGGGCAAGUACUCCGGUGGCGGCAGUGGCUCCAGCUGCGGCGGCGGCUACUCCGGCGGCGGCUCUAGCUGUGGCGGCGGCUAUUCAGGCGGUGGUGGAUCCAGCUGCGGCGGCGGCGGUUACUCCGGUGGCGGCGGCAGCAGCUGCGGAGGUGGUUCCUCCGGUGGUGGCGGCGGCUCCUCGGGAUCGUCCCAACAGUAUCAGUGCCAGAGCUACGGAGGCGGUUCUAGCGGUGGCUCCAGCUGCGGCGGCGGCUACUCCGGUGGCGGAGGCUCCAGCUGCGGUGGCGGCUACUCUGGUGGCGGAGGCUCCAGCUGUGGAGGCGGUUCCUCUGGCGGUGGCUCCAGUUGCGGUGGCAGCGGCGGCGGCUAUUCCGGCGGUGGCGGUGGCAGCUGCGGCGGCGGCUCUUCUGGCGGCGGCGGGGGCUAUUACUCCUCCCAGCAGACCAGUCAGACCUCCUGCGCCCCCCAGCAGAGCUACGGAGGGGGUUCUUCCGGCGGAGGUGGUAGCUGCGGAGGUGGUUCCUCAGGCGGCGGUGGCGGCGGCUGCUACUCCAGCGGUGGUGGUGGCGGCGGCGGCAGCGGUGGCUGCGGUGGAGGCUACUCCGGAGGCGGCGGUGGCUGUGGCGGCGGCUCUUCCGGGGGCAGCGGCGGGGGCUGCGGAGGCGGCUAUUCUGGAGGCGGCGGCGGUGGUUCCAGCUGCGGCGGCGGCUCCUCCGGGGGCGGCUCUGGAGGUGGCAAGGGUGUGCCAGUCUGCCACCAGACCCAGCAGAAGCAGGCGCCUUCCUGGCCGUGCAAGUAAGGUCACCAGGCUGCAACGGAGACAACAGAGCUGGAAGAGUUCUCCGUGGGCGCCUAUGGGCUUAACUUUCUCAUGAAUUUGCCUGAGGUUUCCAAACCCUUCACAUUUUAAGCGCUGCCCCUCCCC